Anoplophora glabripennis (Asian longhorned beetle) is the source of this 822-nucleotide messenger RNA. RefSeq names its product insulinoma-associated protein 1a-like. The transcript has a single exon. The coding region runs from base 1 to 822 and encodes 273 amino acids. Gene Ontology annotation, molecular function: DNA-binding transcription repressor activity, RNA polymerase II-specific; RNA polymerase II cis-regulatory region sequence-specific DNA binding. The record is from RefSeq and is a predicted model, not a curated record. Gene Ontology annotation, biological process: regulation of cell cycle process; negative regulation of transcription by RNA polymerase II; neuron differentiation. Lineage: Eukaryota; Metazoa; Arthropoda; Insecta; Coleoptera; Cerambycidae. Gene Ontology annotation, cellular component: transcription repressor complex; nucleus.
AUGCCUCGUGUGCAAUACCACCAUGACAUGGAAUUUGCGAGUUUCAAGAGUCACUACGCAUACGGGCCGCCAACGGUGUUGCAGCGUUUAGGGUUGGAACCGCACCUCUUCAAUUCAACUGCAGUCCAUCUUCAGCAACACUUGCAAUACCUGAGAUAUUCGGAGCCGCUGGAACUGACCACCGCCUGUCCUUUGGACUUGAGUCUGAAGAGUCAGGCGCCGAUCACUCCGCCCUGUACUCCAUCCCCGGGGUGUAAGAAGUCCAGCCAGUCUCCAACGCCAGAAGUUCCUACUAAGAAGCCCAAGUUACCAACUCCAAAUUCCACGAAGAAGAGCAAAGCCACGAGAAAACUUAAUUUCGACGAAGACAACAGCUCUCCCGUUUCCGGAACAAUCAUUCGCGAAUUAAGACCGGACGAGAACCUGGUGAUAAGGAAGGGCGAUAUUGAUCCCGCCUUCAACGUCGUUGAAAUCACCGACGAAGCCAGGGCUGAGCUGGCAAAGAUCGAAAACGUCAUAGGCGACUACGUGUGUCGGCUUUGCAAGGAGCUCUACGAAGACGCCUUCGGUCUAGCCCAACACCGAUGCUCCAGAAUCGUCCACGUGGAAUAUCGCUGUCCGGAAUGCGACAAAGUCUUCAACUGCCCAGCUAACCUCGCGUCACAUCGGAGAUGGCACAAGCCGCGGCCUAGCAAAGAAAAUAAACAAGAAGAAGUCGCCGAGGGGGAGCUGUGCGAGCAGUUCCCGUGCGGAGACUGCGGGAAGCGGUUUCGAAGGAUCGCCUACCUAAGGAAGCAUCAGGCUGUACACCAAGUUGAAUGA